CCCAGGCGGUAGCGGCGGCGGCAGCAGUGGCGACAUGAGCAGCGGGGCGGCGUCCGGGACAGGGCGGGGGCGGCCCCGGGGCGGGGGACCUGGGCCCGGGGACCCCCCACCCAGCGAGACACACAAGUUGGUGGUCGUGGGCGGCGGCGGCGUGGGCAAGAGCGCGCUGACCAUCCAGUUCAUCCAGUCCUACUUCGUGUCCGACUAUGACCCCACCAUCGAAGACUCCUACACGAAGAUUUGCACUGUGGACGGCACCCCCGCCCGUCUGGACAUCCUGGACACCGCCGGCCAGGAGGAGUUUGGUGCCAUGCGGGAGCAGUACAUGCGUGCGGGCCACGGCUUCCUGCUGGUGUUUGCCAUCAACGACAGGCAGAGUUUCAACGAGGUGAGCAAGCUCUUCACGCAGAUCCUCCGCGUCAAGGACCGAGACGACUUUCCCAUCGUGUUGAUCGGGAACAAGGCGGAUCUGGAGGCACAGCGUCAGGUCUCUCACGCUGAAGCCAGCGCCUUCAGCGCCUCCCACCACGUGACUUACUUCGAGGCCUCGGCCAAGCUGCGCCUCAACGUGGACGAGGCCUUCGAGCAGCUGGUGCGGGCCGUGAGGAAGUACCAGGAGCAGGAGCUCCCGCCCAGCGCGCCCAGCGCCCCCAGGAAGAAGGAGGGGGGCUGCCCCUGCGUCCUCCUGUGACAGGGUGCAGGUCAACCAGCACUAGCUCUUGGGACCAGCUGCCCUCGCUGCGCCUCCUUCUCCCCGUCCGGGUCUCCAGGGACACACUACACCUCACCCUUCCCUUCAUCCCUGGCCGCCUCUGGGCCUCCGCCACUGUGUGCCUUCUGCCCACACUUCUGUUCCCCACCCAAGCCCCUGGGGGGUGAGGGGCUCCCGGCAUCCGGGUCACUGCUGUAUAUAAUCUCCUCCAGAGAAAUAAACGUCACUGCCAAUGUC
Molecule: messenger RNA, 949 nt
Organism: Condylura cristata (star-nosed mole)
Lineage: Eukaryota; Metazoa; Chordata; Mammalia; Eulipotyphla; Talpidae
Gene: RRAS
Product: related RAS viral (r-ras) oncogene homolog
Exons: 6
Coding region: 35-691 (218 amino acids)
Biological process (GO): signal transduction
Cellular component (GO): plasma membrane
Molecular function (GO): GTPase activity; GTP binding; GDP binding
Source: RefSeq, a predicted model, not a curated record